Messenger RNA from Tetrahymena thermophila SB210, 552 nucleotides. RefSeq lists its product as hypothetical. Gene Ontology annotation, molecular function: glutathione peroxidase activity. The transcript is spliced from 2 exons. The record is from RefSeq and is a predicted model, not a curated record. Gene Ontology annotation, biological process: response to oxidative stress. Lineage: Eukaryota; Ciliophora; Oligohymenophorea; Hymenostomatida; Tetrahymenidae.
AUGGGUGCUUGCUUUUUUAAGAGUAAAUUUGAAAACGUAAAAAAGUUAGAAAAUACUUUCUUCGAUUUAGAAGCUGUUGACAUAGAUGGAAAUCUUGUUAAAAUGAGCUAAUAUAGCAAUAAAAAGGCUAUAAUUAUUGUAAAUGUUGCAUGUAAAUGAGGUUUGACAGGAGACUAAUACAGAGGGCUUGUCGAUCUAUAUAAGAAAUAUAAAGACAGCGGCCUAGAGAUUUUAGGCUUCCCCUGCAAUUAGUUUAUGUCCCAAGAACCUUGGGCUGAGCCAAAGAUUAAAGAUUUUAUAACUGAAAAGUUUGGUGCAUCAUUCCCAUUAUUUUAAAAGAUUGAAGUCAAUGGCGAUAAUCCUCAUCCUAUUUACAAAUUUUUGAGAACUAACUCAGAGCUCUACGAUCCCUAAACUAACAAGGCUAAGCAGAUUCCAUGGAAUUUCUCUAAAUUUGUUGUAGAUAGAGAAGGCAAAGUUUGUGGAUUUUACAAACCUACAGUGAAAUCAUAAGAUUUGGAUGGAGUUAUCCAAAAGCUUUUAGCUAACUGA